UGAUUGAUUUUGUCCGUGAUUCAUUGUAGAAAACGGCUGGCUGCGCUGUAUACUGUUCUGUAUACGUUCGUUGCACCGUCUGCAUUGCGCCUGCCUGAACUCUAUAUGCACUUGUAAUAUCAAGUAUCCCAGAUCUAGCUAGAUUUCAGUUCGGUCUCUACCUCUUCGGCAAUAUGACGUCUGUCGUGGAUGAAAGGGUUACCGAUGAAGUGGAAGCCUUGGUGGCUAUUUUAAUGGACGAUGUCACCAUAAGAAGAGUCGGUAAUGUGCCCACUGUUAUUGAAACAGUCGUCAAUCCGUCAACUGGGGAAGAUAUUGAUCAGCAAUAUGUAUGCGUGACAUUAGAGGUUCGAUUGACCCCGAACUAUCCAGAUGCAAGUCCCGAUAUAGUCCUUAGGAAUCCUAGAGGAUUAGACGAUGAACUUUUAGCCAGCAUUCACUCACAAAUCAAGAAUAAAUUAGCAGAUUGCCUGGGCCAGCCUGUAGUCUUCGAGCUUAUUGAUCUUAUACGCGAGAAUCUGACAGCGUGCAAUCUGCCGAGCGGUCAAUGCGUGAUCUGCUUGUUCGGUUUCGCGGAAGGGGACGUCUUCAUCAAGACGCAAUGCUACCAUCACUUCCACAGCCAUUGCCUCGCCAACCACCUCAUCUCUGGCAAGAAGUACUAUCAAGAAGAGAUGGACAAGCUCCCCAACUGGCAGCAAGUACAGGCGCCUCCGUACCAGCCAUGCUGCCCGGUGUGCCGCUGCGUGGUGACCACCGAUGUGGAGACGCUGAAGUCAGCGCCUCCGCCGGUCGAGUCUGUCAACGCGCCGCCAUUCCGCGUCACUCCUGAGAUGCUGGCUAUGCAGAGGAAGAUGUCGCACUUGUUGGCUCGUCAAAUAGCCCGGGGGGGUGUGGUCGGCUCCGGUAACCUCGGUCCGCGUCCGCUCACCAUCACCACGGCGGCCGAUGCGGUUGCCAAUAAUGGACCAUCGCAAGCUGCGCAAGAAACCGCCAAGCCCGAGGCCGCUGCCAACGAUCAGCCAGGCAACGCUUCCAACGACUGCAACGAGCCCGGCUCGCCUCAGCGCCAGGCUUAUCGCGGCCCCUACAGGGGCUUCAAUCGGCGCGGCAAGCCCGGGCGUCGCGGGCGCGGCGCGGUGGGUCCGCGGUGACACGACCCGCCAGCGCCUCCUCCGACCGCCGCCUAGCCGCCCCCGCACCACCACCAAUCCCACACACCCAAACUGAACCCUAACGCUACCGGAAUAACGCUCAAUUUACCAAAACUUAACAUUCUCUCUUAUACUGCGAACGUUUGUCUAUGUUGUUUCUAUGUAAAUGGUCUUGAUACAUUUCGAAAAUACAAAAGCAUAUGUCAGAGGAAAUUGAACUGUAUUUUUGAAGACGUAAGGAGCGUUUUUGUUCAAGGUUUGACAGUAACGUCAGUCGGAGUAUGUGGGUCUGUGUUGCCAUACCGCAUUGACAUCGGACGCGGUUCCAAAUUUAAAAAUGUGCCAUUACCGAUGGAUACAGGGUCCUAUUUGAAUCGAUUCGCCGACUUUAGUCGGUGUACAUCGAUUAUUACGAGACUGACGAUUUACCCUACUUCACUUAUCAAAUAUAAAAUUAUUAAAGUUAUUUCUUCCAAUCGAUCAUAUCAAUUGUUUGUCCAUACUGUUCAGAGAAUUCCUAGUUUUAUCCAACGAAUAUAUUGUUUUACAAUGUUUCUUUAAAUACAUAAUCAGAUAAGUUAUUAUACGAUGCACUCGGUUGUGACACAUCUCAUUAUAAUUUGUAUAAAAAAUAUUGUACAAACUACAAAA
This is a messenger RNA of Papilio machaon (common yellow swallowtail), 1805 nucleotides long. Its product is annotated as E3 ubiquitin-protein ligase RNF25. NCBI's taxonomy places the organism in Eukaryota, Metazoa, Arthropoda, Insecta, Lepidoptera, Papilionidae. The transcript has 7 exons. Gene Ontology annotation, cellular component: nucleus. Gene Ontology annotation, biological process: protein ubiquitination. The record is from RefSeq and is a predicted model, not a curated record. The coding region runs from base 174 to 1154 and encodes 326 amino acids. Gene Ontology annotation, molecular function: ubiquitin protein ligase activity; protein binding.